This is a messenger RNA of Rhodamnia argentea, 1143 nucleotides long. RefSeq lists its product as uncharacterized. The transcript is spliced from 3 exons. The record is from RefSeq and is a predicted model, not a curated record. Bases 3 to 989 code for a protein of 328 amino acids. NCBI's taxonomy places the organism in Eukaryota, Viridiplantae, Streptophyta, Magnoliopsida, Myrtales, Myrtaceae.
CGAUGGAGAUGGAAGAGGCAGAAGGGUCGUUCCCCUUCCCAACGUACGAGGGCGCAUACUACGUGCAAAGCCCUUCCACCGUCUCUCAUGCCUACUACAGCAACCACGAGCGACUCUCCACAUCCUUCCUCAGCCAUCCCAAUCCCACCCAACAAGCCAUCUCCUCCUCCACAUACGCCCUCUCUCGCCACUCCUCCCGCUUGUCCAACGACGCCUCGGCCUUAUUGCCACAAAAUGUGAACGAUCCCGACCCCAUGGUUUCGGAUGAUGGCGAGAAGUGCCUCAUCGGAUUUGGUGGGGACAUGGGCGGCCAUGAUGAUGAGGAGGAGGACGUGUUUUACCAAGAGAAAGUGGAGUGGUGGAGGUACUUGUCCUUCGGUCUUUAUCCCUCGUCCAAUUCCUGGAUUUUGUUGCAGUUAAGUUGGAGGAUGAUGAUGAGCUUGGGAGUGGCGUUGCUCGUUUUCUAUUUAGCCACCAAACCCCCAAACCCCAACGUUUCCGUUAAGGUGGACGGGAUCCCAAAUUUUGCAUUGGGGGAGGGAGUGGACAACACGGGAGUGUCCACAAAGAUCUUGACCUGCAACAUAUCGAUGCGACUUUGGGUGGACAACAAGUCGAAGCUCUUCGACCUUCACAUUCAACCCCCGAUCAUUCACCUCUACUUCGGUCGCCUACCUCUCGCCAUUGCUCUUCAUGGUGGGGAAUUAUAUGCCGGGAGCGGUGAGACGACGACGUUUGGGAUGUACGUAGGGACGAGGAACAAGGCGAUGUACGGGGCGGGGGGGAGCAUGCAAGACAUGCUGGAGGGAAGCAAGGGAGGCCUGGCUCUGAGGGUUGGGGUGAGAUUGAGAUCUAACAUCCACGUGGUGGAGGGACUGGUGCACGUCCAGUUCCAUCACCAAGCCCACUGCUUGGUGUUGCUGUCCAAAGCCGACGACGCCCAAACAUUCCACAGCAACUGCACCCUCGUCCCUCCUACAGCUUCUUGAUCAAUUCAUGCAUGCGCCUGAUUGAGGCAAAGUCAGCACGUCUUUAUCUCCACAAAUCUAACAUAGGAGGUGCAAAAUUUUGCGAAGUUCUGAAGCUCUUGAUGAAAUUCCUUCCAUCUAUUAAGACGUGAAGGAGCAAAGUUUUGAAAGUAUG